This is a messenger RNA of Acipenser ruthenus (sterlet), 1862 nucleotides long. It is a transcript of the gene cyribb, whose product is annotated as family with sequence similarity 49 member Bb. The transcript has 11 exons. Gene Ontology annotation, biological process: regulation of actin filament polymerization; positive regulation of T cell activation. Lineage: Eukaryota; Metazoa; Chordata; Actinopteri; Acipenseriformes; Acipenseridae. Gene Ontology annotation, molecular function: small GTPase binding. The coding region runs from base 181 to 1155 and encodes 324 amino acids. The record is from RefSeq and is a predicted model, not a curated record.
GAGAGUAGCUGAUGUUGAAGGUGGAAGUGUUUUCAGUUCACGUUCUGUAAUUUUGAAAGGAAGUACUUUGUGCAAUGUAUUUAUUAAUUAACUUAUUUUAAAAUUAAACAAAUAAAGGAACGUCAUGCAGGAUAUUUAAUUCUAGAAUACUGGCCACUAAAUAAUAUCAGGUACCUUAACAUGGGGAAUCUUCUUAAAGUUUUGACUUGCACAGACCUUGAGCAGGGGCCAAAUUUUUUCCUUGAUUUUGAAAAUGCACAGCCCACUGACUCAGAGCGGGAGGUGUGGGACCAAGUGAAUGUAGUAUUAAAGGAUGCAAGGGGUAUCCUGGAUGAACUCCAGGCAUACAGAGGAGCAGGAGAAGAAAUACGAGAGGCAAUACAACACCCAAAUGAUGAAAAUUUACAAGAGAAGGCAUGGAGUGCUGUGGUUCCAUUAGUGGGAAAACUUAAGAAAUUUUAUGAAUUCUCCCAGCGGUUAGAGGCAGCAUUGCAUGGUCUCCUGGGAGCUUUGACCAGCACUCCAUACAGCCCCACUCAGCACUUGGAGCGAGAGCAGGCUCUUGCCAAGCAGUUUGCUGAAAUUCUCCACUUUACUCUCAGAUUUGAUGAGCUCAAGAUGACAAAUCCUGCCAUACAGAAUGACUUUAGCUACUACAGAAGAACAUUGAAUCGCAUGAGGAUUAACAAUGUUCCAGCAGAGGGAGAAAAUGAAGUAAAUAAUGAACUGGCAAACCGAAUGUCUUUGUUCUAUGCUGAAGCAACACCCAUGCUGAAAACCUUAAGCGAUGCUACAACGAAAUUUGUAUCAGAACACAAGAACUUACCAAUAGAAAAUACCACAGAUUGCUUAAGCACAAUGGCAAGUGUAUGCAGAGUCAUGUUGGAAACUCCGGAAUAUCGAAGCAGGUUUGCAAGUGAAGAGACGGCGUCAUUCUGCCUACGGGUCAUGGUGGGGGUCAUCAUUCUCUAUGACUAUGUGCAUCCUGUUGGGGCAUUUGCAAAGACGUCAAAAAUGGAUAUGAAAGGUUGUAUAAAAGUCCUUAGAGAUCAGCCUCCCAACAGUGUAGAAGGCCUCCUCAAUGCUCUCAGGUACACGACUAAGCAUUUGAAUGAUGAGACUACCUCCAAGCAAAUUAGGAUCAUGUUGCAGUAACCAAACCCCCUGGAAUCUGAGCUGGGUGCAGAAAUGAACGACUGAGAUAAACAGAUUUUAAAAAAUGCAACUGCUUUUUCUUCUCUUUUUUCUUUUCUUUUUUUAAGAAGAAAAAAAAAACAUGUUCUUGCUCUUAAAAUAAGAUCAGUCUUCUGUGCCAAUGUCUUGUAAAAAGAAAAUUCUAAACCAUAAAAAUGAUUUGAUGUUUCAGAAUGGUCGUAGAACAAGUGGCAGCUAAUACUGCUUACUGUUUUGGGGGGUCUGUCAAUGCAAGUGGGAGUUAAUUGACUUGAACAUUUAAAAAAAAUAAUCAUUAUUUUUGUUUAAACUAAUAUUUAAUAAUGCUUAUUCUGCAUGACAGAAUUGCCUAUUUCUGCUAUUUAAGGACUAAUACAUGUUCAUUUUUUCUAUUUCUGCUUAAUUGUGUGAACAUUUUGAGAAAGCAAAAAUUCUAUAAUGUGUUUUGUUGUACAAAAGGUACCCAGCACAAUGUGGAUAAGAAUUGAGGAUAAAAUAGUACUGUUUUUAUUUAGAGAUUUUUUUAAGUUUGAGUUUUGUACGAGUGUAUGCUGUAAGUUUAUCUUUCAUUUGAAAACUAACUUUAAAACUGUGAUGUGUGCAUAACAGGAAAAAAUGUGUUUGCAUGUACAUGUGCAACGAAUGGCUGUUGGACAAAUAAAAAAACAAAUAGCUUUUGUUUUUCUAAA